AUGCCGCGGGAGAAAGGCCACGGCGGAGAAGCCGCGACUGAAAAGCCGCGGCAGAAAAGCCAUGGCAGAGAAACCGUGACAGAGAAGCCGCGGCAGAUCGAAAAGCCGCAGCAGAAAAGCAGCGACAGAGAAGCCACGGCAGACCGAAAAGCCGCAGCAGAAAAGCAGCGACAGAGAAGCCGCGCCGCGGCAGAGAAGCCAUGGCAGAGAAGCCGCGGCAGAUCGAAAAGCCGCAGCAGAAAAGCAAGAAGCCGUGGCAGAUCGAAAAGCCGCAGCAGAAAAGCAGCGACAGAGAAGCCGCGCCAGAUCGAAAUGCCGCGACAGAGAAGAGAAGCCGCGGCAGAUCGAAAAGCCGCAGCAGAGAAGCCGCGGCAGAUCGAAACGCCGCGGCAGAAAGGCCAUGGCGGAAAAGCCGCGACUGAAAAGCCGCGGCAGAGAAGCCAUGGCAGAGAAGCCGCGGCAGAUCGAAAAGUCGCAGCAGAAAAGCAGUGA
Messenger RNA from Dermacentor albipictus, 492 nucleotides. The record is from RefSeq and is a predicted model, not a curated record. NCBI's taxonomy places the organism in Eukaryota, Metazoa, Arthropoda, Arachnida, Ixodida, Ixodidae.